ACCUCCAGGAAUUGGUCAUCAGGAGAGCAACUAUUGGAGAUGGAUGGCCAACUAUGUUUGGUUCGCAACAGAAUGCCUCAUGGUAGUAACACUUUGGAGAUCUGGAAACUGCUGGACUAUAGCUCUGGUGACUGGUUGCUGAAUCAUCGAAUUAGUUUGUCAGGGCGCUUGGCAAGAGAUUUGCGUCAGUCACAAAUUCUGAGAGUUAUUGGAUCUUUUGGCAGUUAUAGGUCGUCAAGGAAGAAGAUAAUCAUUACUACUAGCAUGCACAAGAUUUUCAACAAAUAUCAGAAAAUGGUUCACACGUAUGAUCCUAGGUCUGAGGCUCUGGAAACCAUUCUUUCAAUCACGGAGACACACUCAACUCAACAAUAUGGGUGCCCUAGUUCAAGAUUCAGUUUCAUUCAAGAGACCCUUGCUCCCGUGCAUACAACAGAUGAAGAGAUAGCCUUGUCAUCUGACCUGGCUAAGGCGACUAGAGAGAUCCUACUCCGCCUCCCAGCUAAAUCAGCCAUACGGUCCAAAUUUGUCUGCAAGCAGUGGUUCAGA
Aegilops tauschii subsp. strangulata is the source of this 549-nucleotide messenger RNA. NCBI's taxonomy places the organism in Eukaryota, Viridiplantae, Streptophyta, Magnoliopsida, Poales, Poaceae. The record is from RefSeq and is a predicted model, not a curated record.